AUGACAAUCGUCAAAUACCUCACAAGUGUCCUUGAAGUGACACUAGCGGCAACAGAUGAAGAGCUGAGAGGCCCAGGAAGUCUUCUACAUGAUACCGUCCUGGACGAUACAUUAGCGAGAUGUGUGCGAUUCGCGUUGGAGUCGCAGCUGGCGCUUUACGUCUUGAAGGAAUCACCCGCAUCGAUGUCGCUCUCGAAUGGACACAUAAAUGGGAAGGAACGUCACGAGCCACAUGAUACAUACAUCCUUACAUCCGAGUUGAAGUAUUCGGCGCGGACACUCGGCUGCGUGGCUUUUCUCAAGAGACCGGCGCCAAUCGUGCCAGGCGUUCCUGUUAGCAAGCAAGUCUCUGUGGUGAACUUCUUGCUGCCUGGAGCUCCCGGCUCCGCUGAAUCGACCGUAUCGCCAUACGAGAGCUUGCAUGGUUUCGUGCGCGGCGCUCUUGGCCCCUUCUUCGAGGCCACAGCCGGUGGGUCAUCAUCAGCGGGUGACAAUCAGCGAUCGGAAGGGGAGGUUCGCCCAGGAGUACCGAGCACGAGGAAAAAGCUGGCAGAUCUCGAGGUGUCCCUUCAGAGCCUCCAACAAAACAUCGAAGUCGAAGGGCCUCGGUUCCAGAUUCACCAAGCUGUCAUGGCACAGUUAGCUGAAGCGAACGGAGACUGGAACGCGGCGGCUAAUCAGAUUCCCGAGAACAUUGUCACCGACAGCUCACUGCUGAAUCGACUUCAAAACAUGGCCAACGAGUGGAUCAAGCAGAUCCGUGAGUUCACCAGAAUCAAGGACGAUCGAAAAGUUGGCACGACGUCUCAAGAGAAGAACUUUUGGCUCGCAAUGGAGAACGCAAUAGAAGGAAUCGAGGCACAACUUGAAAGCGGCGGCGUGAUGCUGACCAUGAAGAUAUUGGAGAAGGCCAAGCGACACGGCAUCACCGCGAGUUUCUCGUCAGACACAAAGCUCCAAGAUACCAAGCUAGACGUGCAAAAGUACAUGCAGCUGUUCAAUGGCUUCCCUAUCGAAGAGCUCCUCUCGGCGGUGUCCGUAGAGAAGGUGCGAGAGGCUCUGGAUGCCAUUUUUAUUCAUCUCAACAAGAAAAUGCGCAUCUGUCUAUACCCAACUGCCAGAGCCCUGCCCCUUGUUCAGGCGAUUUCCGCCGAUGUCGACGCACGCCUGCACCACCUUCUGCACGGACGGACUCUGAUGCACCUCAGCUUCGAAGAGUUCAGAAAGACGAUUGGUAAUGUCAAUCGAGUGUGGUUCUCCUGGGACGAACACGUGAAGGACUUCACCAAUGUCGCCCGCGAGGUUACGCGGAGGAGAAACGACAAAUUCAUUCCCAUCAAGAUCAUCAAGCAGCACGAGAAGACCCAGAAUCGCAUCAACUACAUCUACAAGUUCCGCGAAGAUCACAAUCAGCUGCAGAAGACUAUUGCGAAUGUUCUUGGGCCCGAUGAUGAGUCUCUAGAUUUGUCCGAGGGGGUAUCAGCACCUGUCAUUGUGGAGGAGAUGGGCGACGUCGAUGCUGCCGAGGAGAUUGAGCAGGCGUACACAGCUGUCAAGGACGUCGAUGCUCUUGACAUCUCGGAGGAAGGCGAGCGGCUGUGGACGCAGGCUGAGGCGGCGUACAACGAGCGCACAGCACGAGUAGAGAACUCGAUCAUCGCUCGGCUUCGUGAUCGCCUGGCUGUCGCGAAGUCCGCAAACGAGAUGUUCCGCGUCUUCUCCAAGUUCAAUGCACUGUUCGUGCGACCAAAGAUCAAGGGUGCCAUCGCAGAGUACCAGGUUCAGCUGAUGAACAACGUCCGCGAUGACAUCGACAGUCUGCAACAGCGCUUCACUCACCAGUAUGGACAAUCGGAAGCUCAUGGCAUGGCUCAGCUCCAUGAUCUUCCUCCAAUAUCGGGAGCCAUCAUACGCGCGCGGCAGAUUGAGCGCCAGCUCAACAACUAUCUCAGCAAGAUCGAGAACAUCCUCGGGCACAAAUGGAAGGAGCACACCGAUGGCCAGCGCCUCUACAGUCUCGGUGAAGGAUUUCGGAGAAAGCUGGACACCAAGCCAAUAUUUGACGACUGGCUUCGAGACAUCGACCGCCGGCAUCUUUCCAUCGCUGGCCGACUUUUCGCGGUGACACAUAACAGGGCACGAGGCAACGUUUUGGAGAUCUCUGUGAACUUUGACUCUCAAGUCAUCAUUCUAUUCAAGGAGGUGCGGAACCUGCUUUGGCUGAACUUCAACGUGCCUCAUGCCAUCACCAAUGUCUCAAAGGAGGCCCGGCGAGUGUAUCCCUUCGCCGUCAGUCUCAUGGAAAGCUUGAACACCUACGCGCAGACCGGCCUGGUCAUUGAGGGCAUGACGGAUGUCACCGCACUGCUCAGCGGAUACAGAAAUGCGGUUCAGAGUUUCAUCGCCAAGGGCACUGCAAUUAGAUGGGAGACAUUCGUUCUCGCCUAUGACGUUCACGCCCGUCAAGUUGGCGAAGGCGGCUCGGGCGAUGACAAACUUCAUGUGCAGUUCGUGCGCAAUCUGGGCAACGCGAUCGCAACUCUCCAGAGCAAGACAUCUGCCCUGUCCGCAGUCCAAGUCACCGUCGAUACCGCUCUCCGAGAGCUGCGGAGCUGCCCAUUCUCGCCUGAAGCAUUCACGUCCCAUCUCGAGACCUUACAGCGAGCGAUUGAUCAGCUCAAUCUUGAAGGUUUUGCCAACAUCCCUUAUUGGGUCGCUCAAACUAACAAUAGAGUUGUGGAGAUUCUUCAUGCACGACUCCAGCAAGCAUUAAAAGACUGGACAGAGGACUUCGAGCACGGCUUCGGUGCCGAGCAGAACUCUCAAUCGGAAGUCGGAUCUCCCAACAUAGAUGUAUUCGCACACGAUAUUGUCAUGCAGAGUCAGAUCAUCCAGCUGGAGCCACCGUUGGAGGAUGCCAAAGCUGGCUGGCUCGGCAACCUCCACGCCUGGCUUGGGACCGUCUGCAGUCUCCCGAAGCUCCAGGCAUCGCGCUUUGAGAAUGCAUUGACGGUGGGCACAUCGGCGCCUACGAUAACAUACUCGGAACUUGCGAUCAUGUCCAUGGGUGCCCUUGCGAGCUUAUAUGAGUGCAUUGAGAAGAAGCUCAGUGUAGCGCAGCGCUACGUCGACGAAUGGCUGCAAUUCCAGUCAUUGUGGGACCUCCAAAUGCAACAGAUCCAGGACGACCUGGGCGAGGAGCUCGAUUUGUGGUUGCAACUGAUCUUGGAAAUUCGACAAAAGCGUGACACCUUUGACACAUCCGGCAUGCGCCGUUCUUUUGGCCACCUGGUCAUCAACUAUGAACAGGUUCAAUCCAAGGUCAACGCCAAAUACGAUCAGUGGCAGCACGACCUGCUGACCCACUUCUCUACCAUGUUUGCCACCCGUCUCGUGGAUGUAUACACCGAGCUCCAGCGCGCAAGAAAAGCCCUUGAAGGUCAAUCUAUGCAGGCGACAUCGACUUCACACGCAGUGUCCUUUAUCACAGUCGUGCAGACCUGUAAGCGUCAGACCAAGAUAUGGGAACCUGAGAUGGAGACGUUUCGCCAGGGACAACAGACCUUGUCUCGCUUACGAUUUCAAUACCCCAAAGACUGGCUAUACGUCGAACAGGUCGACCAUGAGUGGGCAGCUUUGAUGGAAGUCUUGGACAAGAAGAGCAAGCAGAUUGCCGACCACACAGAGGGCCUGCGCGCCAAGAUCAUCGCUGAAGACGGCGUCAUUUCGCGCAAGAUUGCAGAAAUGACCGAGCGAUGGAGAGAGCAGCGUCCCGAAUCAGGAUCGAUACCGCCAGCAGAAGCCGUGUCCACCCUGGAGAGUUUUGACACAGACUUGACACAGCUGCAAGAACAAUCGGAGAUGGUGUCUAAAGCAAAGGAAGCGCUUGAGCUUCCCGCGAGUCCGGACAACAUGCUGGCUGAUCUGUUGACUGAGGUCCAAGAUUACAAAUCUGUUUGGGCAAACCUGACGGGUGUAUGGGAGCAGUUGAGCGACAUUCGAGAACAGCCGUGGAAUAGCGUCCAACCUCGCAAGCUACGCCAGGCGAUUGACAAUCUCAUCAAGACGACCAAGGAAAUGCCCAGUCGCAUGCGCUCAUAUGCUGCGUUCGAGCACCUGCAGUCUGUGCUUCGCCAGCUUCUGAAAGUCAACCCUCUUCUGACGGAGAUGCGCUCGGAUGCUGUGCGCGAGCGACACUGGGUUCGCAUCUUCAAAAACCUACAGCCAUCAAAGCGGUACUCUGCGCUCUCUAUGACCUUGGGAGAUGUCUGGGAUCUGCAGCUCGGCCCGAGCGAAUCAGUGAUCCGGGAUGUCAUCGCCCAAGCACAAGGUGAGAUGGCCCUCGAAGAGUUUGUUCGAUCUGUGCGAGAACACUGGCAGAACUACUCUCUUGACCUCGUCAACUACCAGCAGAAGUGUCGCCUGAUCCGGGGCUGGGACGACCUUUUCGCCAAAUGCAGCGACCAUCUCAAUUCUCUCCAAGCCAUGAGGCACUCGCCCUACUACAAGGAGUUUGAAGAGGAGGCAUCGUCGUGGGAGGACAAGUUGAAUCGUAUUCACGUACUGUUCGAUGUUUGGAUUGAUGUGCAGCGCCAAUGGGUGUACCUCGAGGGCGUCUUCACUGGCAAUGCCGACAUCAAGCAUCUGCUUCCCGUCGAAUCCUCUCGAUUCGCAAACAUCAACAGCGAGUUCAUGAACGUUCUCAAGAAAGUUUACCGCUCGCCGCAAGUGCUCGAGGUCCUCAACAUUCCCGAUGUGCAACGUUCGCUCGAGCGCUUGGCCGAUCUAUUGAACAAGAUCCAAAAAGCUCUCGGAGAGUAUCUCGAAAAGGAGCGUGUUGCGUUCCCGCGUUUCUACUUUGUUGGAGACGAGGACCUGCUUGAGAUCAUAGGCAACAGCAACGACACCUUGCGCAUUGCAAAGCAUCUGCGGAAGAUGUUUGCCGGCCUCUCCGGCCUCGUGCUUGACGAAGAGUCGAACAUUCUCGGCCUGACAUCAAGAGAAGGCGAGGAGGUCAUGCUUCGCACGCCGAUCAACCUGGUUGCGACUCCGAAAAUCAACGACUGGCUGCGGGCUUUGGAGAAUGGGAUGAGAGAAACCCUCUCUGAGUUGCUGGUCGAGGCUGUCGACGAGUAUGGCAACCUCGAGGAAGACAGCGACAGCGCGUUUGAAGGUUACAUCGACAAGUACCCUGCGCAAAUUGCCAUUCUUGCUACACAAGCUCUCUGGACUUCUCGUGUGGGCGCAGCUCUACAGCAAGGCGGUGCUGCUCUUCAGAAUCUCUUCGAAACCCAGGUCAGCAAGCUCAAGUUCCUUGCGUCAUCUGUCCUGCGAGAGCUCGAGCCCGUCUACCGCAAGAAAUGCGAGCAUCUCAUCACCGAGUUCGUGCACCAGCGCGAUACAAUCGAGAAGCUCAUUCAAGGUGGCGCCGACUCGCCAACCCACUACCUGUGGCUCCUGCAAAUGCGUUACGACUUUGAUCCCGCCGCUGCUCCACUGGAUCGGCUGCAAGUCAACGUUGCCAACGCUACUCUGGCGUAUGGAUUUGAGUAUCUCGGAGUGCCCGAAAGACUUGUACGCACGCCCCUCACCGAUCGCUGUUUCCUCACGCUCAGUCAGGCGUUGUGUCAGCGACUCGGUGGCUCGCCAUACGGUCCUGCAGGUACCGGCAAGACCGAAUCGGUCAAAGCUCUGGGCGUUCAGCUUGGACGGUUCACUCUGGUCUUCAACUGCGACGACACUUUCGACUUUCAAGCCAUGGGUCGCAUUUUUCUCGGUAUCUCUCAAGUCGGUGCGUGGGGUUGUUUCGAUGAGUUCAACAGACUGGAAGAGCGCAUUCUGUCCGCCGUCUCCCAGCAAAUCCAGAACAUUCAGGUUGGACUUCGGAAGCGCGCACUUGAUCCUAACGCGCAGAUCGAUCUUGUUGGCCGUCAACUCAAGGUGCACCCGUUGACUGGCAUGUUCAUCACCAUGAAUCCGGGAUACGCUGGACGCUCAAAUCUCCCCGACAACCUGAAGAAGCUUUUCCGCAGUGUAGCCAUGUCGAAGCCCGACAAAGAGAUCAUCGCGGAGGUCAUGCUGUUCUCACAAGGAUUCUCAGAAGCCAAGACGCUUUCUAGACAGACUGUUCCAUUCUUCGAUCAAUGUGCGGCGACUUUGUCGAAGCAGCCGCACUACGACUUUGGCUUGCGUGCGCUGAAGAGUGUACUGGUCAGCUCUGGAGGUCUGAAGAGGACGAGAAUCGCUGUCGUCGGGGCAGAAGGUGCAGACACUGUUGUGGAACCUCAGAUCAUCGUUCAGAGCAUCCGAGAGACGAUUGCGCCAAAAUUGGUCAGAGACGAUGCGCUGCUGAUGGCGCAGGUCGAAGCCGAAGCGUUCCCAGGAGUCCAAUACAUGCCAGCUUCAUUGGAGGAACUGCGAUCCGCAUUGGAAGAAGUCGUCAAGGAGCGCAAGCUCGUCGCUACGGACGCCUGGCUGACCAAGGUCCUACAACUGUACCAAAUUCAGAGCCUCCAUCACGGUGUCAUGAUGGUUGGAAGCUCUGGUACAGGGAAAUCGACCGCUUGGCAGGCUCUGCUUGCCGCGCUUCAGAAAGUUGAUGGCAUCGAAGGCGUGUGUCAUGUCAUCGACCCGAAGGUCAUGUCCAAGGAGAGCCUCUACGGUACGUUGGACAGCACGACUCGCGAAUGGACCGAUGGUCUCUUCACCAGCAUUCUGCGGAAGGUCGUGGACAACCUGCGAGGUGAAGACGGAAAGCGUCACUGGAUCGUCUUCGAUGGCGACGUCGAUCCCGAAUGGGUCGAAAACUUGAACAGCGUGCUCGAUGACAACAAGCUGCUCACGCUUCCCAACGGUGAGCGGCUUGGCCUGCCGAGCAAUGUCCGGGUCAUGUUCGAAGUUGAGACGUUGCGGUACGCCACUCUGGCCACUGUCAGUCGUUGCGGUAUGGUAUGGUUCAGCGAUGACACAGUCGACAUCGAUGUCAUGCUGUCCAGAUACCUGGCUCAGCUUCAGACGGCCACAUUCGAGGAUCUGGAGGAAGAUACCGGCACGUCCACCUCGACUGAAUCGAGACUCGCCGUCCAGGGCCUCAUGGCAGAGAUCCUCAGCCGAUGCCUGACUCAGAGCAACUUUGUACUGAAAGCUAUUGAGCAGUGCAUGAACAAGCGGCAUAUCAUGGAGUUUACGUCAAUUCGAGCGAUUGGCACGCUGUUCUCCCUGCUCCGCAAAGCAUGCCGAUCUGUGCUGGAAUACAACAUACAACACACGGACUUCCCACUGGCCGACGAGCAAAUUGAUGCCUACUUGUCGAAGCAAGUCCUCCUUGCCGCUGUGUGGUCUUUCACCGGAGACUGCCCUCUGCUUGAUCGCAAGGCAUUUGGUGAUUACCUGGCGGGCGAGGCGACUCUGGACAUGCCCACCCUGACCGACCAAGCCUCUCUCAUAGACUACAAGGUCACCCUCCCCAACGCCGCCUGGGCUUCGUGGCAGGACGAUGUUCCAACGAUCGACAUCAACACCCACUCCGUUACGCAGACCGAUCUUGUCAUUCCCACUCUAGACACUGCCAGACAUGAGGACGUUCUUUACUCAUUCCUUGCGGAGCACAAACCCCUUCUGCUCUGUGGUCCACCUGGUUCUGGUAAGACGAUGACGCUGUUCAGCGCGUUGCGCAAAUUGCCCAACAUGGAAGUCGUGGGUCUCAACUUUUCCAGUGCAACCACUCCCGAUCUUCUGGUCAAGACACUAGAGCAGUACUGUGACUACAAGAAGUCGCUCAGUGGCGUCACCAUGGCUCCUCGGCAGAUCGGACGCUGGCUCGUCGUAUUCUGCGACGAGAUCAACUUGCCAGCUCCGGAUAAGUACGGCACACAGCGCGUUAUAUCCUUCUUGAGGCAGCUGGUCGAGCAUGGCGGUUUCUGGCGGACAACCACCAGAAGCUGGGUGAAUCUGGAACGCAUUCAAUUUGUGGGUGCUUGCAAUCCUCCGACUGAUGCUGGACGUACUCCGCUCGGUUUGCGAUUCCUACGACACGCCCCACUCGUCAUGGUGGAUUACCCUGGCGAGCUGUCGCUGAAGCAAAUCUACGGCACAUUCAACAAUGCCAUUCUCAAGAUCGUGCCCACGCUUCGUGGGUACGCAGAUGCCUUGACGCAAGCAAUGAUCACGGUCUAUCUCGACUCGCAAAAACGCUUCACUGCAGAGAUCCAGCCGCAUUACAUCUACUCGCCGCGUGAGCUGACCCGAUGGGUGCGCGCAAUCUACGAGGCCAUCAAGCCUCUCGAGACUUUGUCGUUGGAAGGCCUUGUGCGUAUCUGGGCACAUGAAGCAUUGAGACUGUUCUCCGAUCGUCUUAUCGACGAUUCUGAACGUCAAUGGACCGAGGAGACCGUCAAUCGCGUCGCCAACGAGUAUUUUCCCAAUCUCGACCAAGCAGUGGCACUUCAGCGCCCCAUUCUCUUUUCGAACUGGCUUUCAAAGAACUAUGUGCCUGUGGCGCGCGAACAGCUUCGAGACUUUGUCAAGGCACGCCUGCGGACCUUCUGCGAAGAAGAGCUCGAUGUUCCACUGAUCCUCUUCAACGACGUCCUGGACCAUGUUCUUCGAAUCGACCGCGUCUUCCGACAACCUCAAGGUCAUCUCAUCCUCAUCGGUGUAAGCGGCAGCGGAAAGACUACGCUCUCACGCUUUGUCGCCUGGAUGAACGGUCUCGCCGUAUUCCAGAUCAAAGUGCACGGCAAGUACUCCGCCGAGGACUUCGACGAAGAUCUCCGGACUGUCCUUCGCCGAUGUGGCUGUAAGGGAGAGAAGAUUUGCUUCAUCAUGGAUGAAUCGAACGUGCUAGACUCUGGAUUCCUGGAACGCAUGAACACGCUUCUCGCCAACGGCGAAGUCCCUGGUCUCUUCGAAGGUGAUGAGUACGCAACCCUUAUGACGGCUUGCAAAGAAGGCGCACAACGCCAGGGCCUGCUCCUCGACUCGCAGGAGGAACUGUACAAAUGGUUCACCCAGCAGAUUGUUCGCAAUCUGCAUGUCGUCUUCACCAUGAACCCGCCAACUGAAGGCCUUUCCUCCAAAGCAGCUACGAGUCCGGCCCUGUUCAAUCGUUGCGUCCUUAAUUGGUUCGGCGACUGGUCUGAUCAGGCCUUAUACCAGGUUGCUUACGAACGCACUCUCGCGGUUGACAUUGAUCGAAGCAACUUCAAUGCGCCAGACAGCCUUCCGAUUGCCUUCGACCAGCUGGAAAUGCCACUCAACCAUCGAGACGCGGUUGUCAACGCCAUGGUGCAUGUGCAUCAUUCGAUUCGCUCAUUCAACGAUCGCCUGAAGCGUCAACAGAACAAGACGACAUUUUUGACGCCUCGACAAUUCCUGGACUUUGUUGAGCAAUUCGUCAAGCUUUUCAACGAGAAGCGCGAUGAUCUUGAAGAGCAGCAACGCCAUCUCAAUGUCGGUCUUGACAAACUUCGCGAGACUGUUGACAAAGUGUCGGAGCUGAAGAAGAGCCUGGCUACCAAGAAGAUUGACCUCGAAAAGAAGGAUGCCGAAGCGAGUGAGAAGCUUCAGAGAAUGGUGGCUGAUCAACGUGAGGCCGAGCAACGCCGCGCAUCAUCACUCGAGAUCCAAGCUGCACUUGAAGUCCAGGAGCAGGAAGUCGCCAAGCGUCGAGAGGUCGUUAUGAGAGAUCUCGCCAAGGCAGAGCCUGCUGUAGAGGAAGCUCAGCGCAGCGUCAGCAACAUCAAGCGCCAACAUCUGACCGAGGUGCGGUCCAUGCAGAAUCCUCCCGCUGGUGUCAAGCUGGCAUUGGAGUCCGUCUGCACACUUCUAGGUCACAAGGCCAACGACUGGAAGACAAUCGUCAGCAUCGUGCGUCGCGAUGAUUUCAUCGCAAGCAUCGUCGGCUACGACAACGAGAGACAGAUGACACCUCAACUCAGGAACAAGAUGACUGCCGAGUACAUUUCCAAGGAAGAGUUCACUUUCGAGCGUGUGCAGCGUGCCAGCAAAGCCUGUGGACCGCUCGUACAAUGGGUCGAAGCACAGGUCAACUACUCCGAGAUCCUCGAUCGUGUCGGCCCACUUCGCGAGGAGGUCGAUACCUUGCAGGACGAAGCCCUUCAAACCAAGGCGGAAGCGAAGGCGAUCAUGAACACUCUCACCGAGCUGGAGCAAAGCAUUGCAACCUACAAGGCGGAGUACGCUUCGCUGAUUAGCCAGACCGAAGCCAUCAAAGCAGAGAUGACUCGAGUGCAGUCAAAGGUCGAUCGCAGCAUGCGAUUGCUCAACAGCCUUUCUUCGGAGCGUGGUCGCUGGGAAGACACGAGCAAGACCUUUCAAGUUCAAAUGGAGACCAUCAUUGGAGACGUAUUCCUUGCGGCUGGAUUCUUGGCAUAUGCCGGUUUGUACGACCAGCAAUAUCGCCGAGCAAUGGUGGAGGACUGGUCGCUUCAACUGUCUUCCUCCGGCAUCGCGUUCAAGUCGCAAAAUGCUCUGUCGGAGUAUCUCUCCACUGCGGACGAGAGGCAGCAGUGGCAUGAGAAUGCCCUGCCAGUCGAUGAGUUGUGCACUGAGAAUGCCAUCAUGCUGAAGCGAUACAACCGCUACCCACUCAUCAUCGACCCAUCCGGCCGCGUCACCGACUUCCUCCAGAAUGAAAGCAAGGAGCGCCGUCUCACCGUCACCAGUUUCUUGGACAGCUCGUUCGUCAAGCAAUUGGAGAGCGCACUGCGAUUCGGCAAUCCGAUCCUCAUCCAAGACGCGGAGCACAUCGAUCCCAUUCUGAACCAUGUACUCAACAAAGAGACGCAGAGAACGGGAGGACGAGUCUUGAUUCAGCUUGGACGGCAGGAGAUCGAUUUCUCGCCCGCAUUCAAGCUUUAUUUGUCUACCAAAGACCCAUCGGCGGCAUUCGCGCCCGACAUCUGCAGCAGGACCACCUUUGUCAACUUCACGGUGACGCAGAGCAGUCUGAAGACGCAGACUUUGAACGAUGUCCUCAAGUCCGAGCGUCCUGAUGUCGAUGAGCGCCGAUCCAAUCUGGUAAAGAUGCAAGGCGAAUUUACGCAACGCCUGCGAGGUUUGGAGCGCAAGCUUCUUCAGGCCCUCAAUGAGUCUCGCGGCAACAUUUUGGACGACGAGAACGUCAUCGAGACUUUGGAAACACUCAAGAAUGAGGCCACGGAGAUCACAGCCAAAGCAUCGGAGACAGAAGGAGUCAUGAACGAGGUCAACACCAUCAUGAACACCUACGAGAUUAUUGCCCGCUCCUGCUCUGCAAUUUUUGCGGUCCUGGAACAGCUCUACCAUGUGCACAGCUUUUACCAAUUCUCGCUGCAGUACUUUGUCAACAUCUUCGAAUUCGUUCUACGGACAGCCCGCGAAUCCAGCGAGAGGGACUCCAAGAAGAGGAGUGAUUCGAUCGUGCGCUCUCUGUUCGGCAAGACGUACCGCGAAACAUCAGCGUCACUGCUACAGAAGGAUCGCCUUACCUUUGCGGUGCUUCUGGCUCAAGCAGCGCCUUUCCCAAUGGACAAGACGUUCCUGGACACCUUGCUCGACGAGAAGAUUGCUGGCGGUGAUGUGUCUUCUGUUCCUGAGCAAAAGGAACAAGGCGUCGCUUUUGCCUCGCGUAUUAAUGGCCUGAAGAAUCUUGCAUCAGAUACCGACUCUCCCGAGUGGGCCAAGUUCUUCGCCGUCGAAGAAGCCGAGAUGCACGUUCCUGGCGCAGCGCAGUUCAGUGGCAAUGACAACGACAAAGCCCUGAAAGAGCUUCUCCUCGUGAAGCUCUUCCGCAUAGACCGACUUGUGCCGGCGACAGAGCGUUUCAUCACCGCGGUCUUUGGCCAAUCCUUCCUGGACGUUGCCGAAGACCUUGGCCGCGUGGCUCGAGAGACUGUUGCCAGCUCUCCAAUCGCACUCUGCUCAAGCCCUGGAUUCGACGCCAGCUACAAAGUCGAUCAACUCGUCGAGCGCACGCAGGCCAGCUGCACAAGCGUAGCCAUGGGCUCCAACGAGAGCUUGGCAAGCGCCGACGCCGCUCUUGCUGGUGCAGCAGCCAAUGGAUCCUGGGUGCUGAUCAAGAACGUUCACCUCGCAACGGAAUGGCUGCAGAACCUCGUCAAGCGCAUCGACGCACUCAAGCCGCACAAAGACUUCCGCCUCUUCUUGUCGAUGGAGACCAGCCCAAAGAUCCCAUCCAGCCUGCUCCGCGCCUCCCGCGUCCUGAUGUACGAGCAGCCCGCCGGUAUUCGCGCCAACAUGCGCGACUCUCUCACUUCUCUCCCCGAGAAAGCCGUCCAGCAACCCGUGGAAAAAGCGCGAGUCCACUUCUUACUCUCUUUCCUCCACGCCGUCGUGCAAGAGCGUCUCCGCUACGCACCCCGCCUCGGGUGGAAGGGGUUCUGGGAAUUCAACGACGCCGACUUUGAGUGUUCUGCAUUCAUCAUCCAGUGGUGGAUCGACAACCUCGCUCGUGGUCGGUCGAACGUGGCGCCGAAGUCCAUUCCUUGGGACAUGCUCCGCGCGUUGAUCUCGGAGAUGUACGCCGGCAAAGUGGAUGAUGCUGGGGACAUGCGGGAGUUGAAGACACUGGUCGAGAAGACGUUGACGGCGGACGCAUUCGAGGAGGGAUUCAAUCUGAUUGGAGAAGUGGCCGAGGACAAAUCGGUGGGUGCGGUGUUGCCGAGUGGUACGGGCAAGGAGGUGUUUUUGCAGUGGGUGAAGGAGUUGCCGGAGCGAGAACCGCCGACGUAUUUGGGACUGCCGGCGAACGCGGAGAAGUUGUUGCUGGUCGGGCAUGCGGAGGAGAUGCUGAAAAACCUGAAGACGGUGAUGGGGGUUUUGGAUGAAGGGGAGCACGUCAUGGCGGAGGCGGUGGAGGUGGAGGAGUAG
Molecule: messenger RNA, 12891 nt
Organism: Zymoseptoria tritici IPO323
Lineage: Eukaryota; Fungi; Ascomycota; Dothideomycetes; Mycosphaerellales; Mycosphaerellaceae
Exons: 2
Coding region: 1-12891 (4296 amino acids)
Biological process (GO): microtubule-based movement
Cellular component (GO): dynein complex
Molecular function (GO): dynein intermediate chain binding; minus-end-directed microtubule motor activity; ATP binding
Source: RefSeq, a predicted model, not a curated record